GAAGGAUGGAGGUGGGAGAAGUGAAGAGAAAAGAAGAGAGAAGAAAAGGAGAGUCCUCUUCCUGACAGAAUUCUGGUUACAGUAGCCCACACUGUUAAGCUCACGUCACGAGUCAUGACCUGCUGUAACCCAACUCGUAACCUGUAGGUUGGUCAUUUCACCAACUCUAAAAUUUGAAUCCUUACAAGCCGGGCGGGUCGUCAAUAAGGCCGGACCAGCGUUCCCGCUGGAAACGGAUAGCAACGCAGAAACGGGGUCACAGUACCACUUAAAACAACACCAACAAGUCGCAGCAGCACCAAGUUUAAUCAGUCGGAGAAAUCAAGCAUCCAGCACCAGCCUGUGUAGCAGAGAAGGCUGCCGCUGAAAAGGCAUGCUUGGUUUCGGCGUGGUCGUGAAGCAAGAAACCAAGGAUCAUUGAAAAAGAGAAGAAAGAGAACAUGGAAUUAAUGGAAUUAUGGGCAAUAUUUGGGCCUGGUGUUGCAGGCGCCGUCUUCGGCGCAGGCUGGUGGAUCUGGGUUGACGCCGUCGUAUGCAGCUCCGUCAAGGUGUCGUUCCUUCAUUACCUUCCUGGAAUUUUCGCAUCUUUGGCGGCUUUGAUGUUCAACUGCGUUAGGAAAGAAGACAUCAAUUAUUCUCCCUACGACGAAGGCGAGUGGAGACUGAAGCUAUGGCUCUUCAUUGCUUACGUCAUAUCCUUCAUUUCUUUAGCCGGAUCAGUGGGUUUUCUGAUACAAGAUUCAAUUGAUAAAUCUGCCCCUCCAGUAUGGACUGGAGCUGCUGGUGUUUUGCAGUGUGUGUUCGUCUUGAUCAGUGGACUGGUUUAUUGGACUUCCCAUGCCGAAUAAGGCGAACUCCGUAAAUCGUUGGGAGCUUCAAAUUCUUCCGGGAGGCGUGUAUCGCCCUGUUCACGUGAAAUGGGAAACAGUUUUCUCUUGUAAAUAAUAAACGUAAAUUUUGCAAACAAUAUUGAGUAUCGAAGUAGGUUUAUACUACUUGUUACGUAGAUUGAUCGUUAUUCGGCUUAAUCCAGUCAUUUGUUGGUUUUCCUUGGGGAUCAAACUCCUUUCGUUUUCCCCCUAAUUUCUGAAUGCGAGGCAUACAUGACCAAGUUAUUGA
Molecule: messenger RNA, 1119 nt
Organism: Prosopis cineraria
Lineage: Eukaryota; Viridiplantae; Streptophyta; Magnoliopsida; Fabales; Fabaceae
Exons: 4
Coding region: 441-848 (135 amino acids)
Biological process (GO): protein targeting to vacuole; late endosome to vacuole transport via multivesicular body sorting pathway
Source: RefSeq, a predicted model, not a curated record